UAAACUCACGGGUAUUCUCUCAUGGUCAUGGUGCUCCCAAUGUUGCUGGUUUGUAUGGUAGUGACGGUAGUGAUCACCGUUCAUGUCAUCUGUGCCCUAGAUGAACACAAGCGAAAGAGAUUUUCCGGUGCAUCUCUUCCACUGCCCCCUGGCCCGGUCGCUCUCCCCAUCGUCGGGAAUGCCUUCAGCUUCAUCGGGCCGUUCGGCCACAACCCACACCGCAUACUCACGAGCCUCGCCAAAACCUAUGGGUCCAUAGUGUCCUUUCGGCCAGGCAUGGCAGGCAAUUUCGUGGUAGUGUCAUCCCCUGAAGCAGCACGUGAAGCUCUCAUCAAGAACGAUGCCGCGCUCGCUGCCCGGUUCGUGCCGGACAAUACACGCGCCUUAGGCCAUUGCUCGGAGUCAAUGUUCUUCCUCCCAACCUAUAGCCAUUUGUGGAAGCAGCACCGCAUCACAUUGGGUACCAGCCUCUCAACUGGCCGGGGCCUUGACACAACCCGCCCCAUUCGGGAUCGCCAUGCCUGUCGGCUCAGCGAGCACUUAAGGUUCUGCUCUGGCAUGCCAAUCAAAAUUGGAGAGGCCGUCCAAGGCACAGUGCUCGAUGUUAUGUCCAACAUCCUCUUCUCUAAGGACGGGACGCACUUGCGCGUGAAGGGGGGCCAGUUGUUCAAGGACCUCCUGGUGGAGGUCCUCGAGGACUGGACUAAGCCCAACGUUUCUGACGCUUUUCCCUUCUUCGCGUCACUUGACCUCCUUGGCUCACGCCGCCGAAUCUCCAGAGGUUUGGCUAAACUGUACAAGUUCUUUGAUGAAGAGUUCGUCGAACGUCGGUUAGGCAGCAGUGAGAACCACCACGAUUUGUUGGACUUCAUCCUCUCGCAGCAUGCCAAGUCGAAGCUCACGCGUUCAGAGAUCACCAAGUUCUUCACGGAUAUCUUUCUUGCCGCGAGCAACACAAGUAGGAUCACCGUGGAAUGGGCAAUGGCACUCCUACUUAAGCAUCCAGAAAAGAUGAAGAAGCUGCGUGCUGAGCUUGCAGCGAGCCUUGGGACCAAGGAGUUUGUCCAGGAGAGCGACUUGGACAAGCUCCCCUACAUCCAUGCUGUGGUGAAGGAGACACUACGACUGCAACCAUCAGCACCGCUGCUACCACGAAUGGUGUCCACGGACGGCAUGUCACUUGGCGGAUUCUCAGUACCAAUUGGUACCAACAUUCUGAUUAACCUUUGGGCCAUUGGAAGGGACCCAACGGUGUGGCCUCAGGCGGGAGAGUUUCUGCCUGAAAGGUUUCUGGGCAGCCGAUCACUGGACUUCCGGGGAUCAGAAGACUUCACAUAUAGGCCCUUUGGGGCAGGGCGAAGGAUGUGCCCAGGACUGGACUUCGCUGCGCAGUUGAUUCCACUUUUGCUAGCCUCGAUGUUGCACAAGAUCGACUGGAGCCUACCUGAUGGGAUCGUGCCUGAGGAUGUGGACCUCAGGGAUCGCUACAGCAUGGUUCUGGAGCUCGCUAAGCCCCUCAUUGCGGUGCCAGUGUCAACGGUGUGCCGUGCUCCGCCGUGGCUGAUGUAGCGUAACUUCAUAUCAGCCGCCGGUACACAAGUGGUUUUAGAGGUUUGUGUGGGUGAAUAUAGGGAAUUCAUACCCAAAUCCAAACCCAGCUUAAAGGUAUGGGUAUAUAUAUACACACACUAGCAAAUUUGCUCGUGCGUUGCCACAGAACGUAAACCUUGGACAAAAUACC
Molecule: messenger RNA, 1741 nt
Organism: Setaria italica (foxtail millet)
Lineage: Eukaryota; Viridiplantae; Streptophyta; Magnoliopsida; Poales; Poaceae
Product: cytochrome P450 76M5
Exons: 2
Coding region: 22-1569 (515 amino acids)
Molecular function (GO): oxidoreductase activity, acting on paired donors, with incorporation or reduction of molecular oxygen; iron ion binding; monooxygenase activity
Source: RefSeq, a predicted model, not a curated record